Molecule: messenger RNA, 660 nt
Organism: Trichoderma virens Gv29-8
Lineage: Eukaryota; Fungi; Ascomycota; Sordariomycetes; Hypocreales; Hypocreaceae
Exons: 2
Coding region: 1-660 (219 amino acids)
Biological process (GO): peptidyl-proline hydroxylation to 4-hydroxy-L-proline
Cellular component (GO): endoplasmic reticulum
Molecular function (GO): iron ion binding; L-ascorbic acid binding; procollagen-proline 4-dioxygenase activity
Source: RefSeq, a predicted model, not a curated record
AUGCACCUGUUGAGCAAAUCGCCCUUAGUCAUUUACAUUGAGAACUUCAUCACCGAUGAGGAACGACUACACUUACAACACAUUGCCGAAGGCCAUUUCAAGCACUCAGCAGUCCUCAAGGGCGGAAACUCAGCAAUUCACUCCGUCCGCACAUCACAAUCUACAACCGUCGACAGAGACGCCGUGGUGCGAUGCAUCGAGGCCCGCGCCCUCGAUUUCCAGGGCUUCGACGUCCCGGAAUCGCACCUUGAGCCCAUCCAGCUCGUCAAGUACGCCGUCACGGAGCGCUACCACUUCCACACAGACUGGUUCACCAAUCCCUCUCACGCGACGGUGUCUCUGGGCGGGAACCGCAUCAGCUCCUUCUUCGGAUACGUCAAGGCUGACAAUGUGACGGGCGGAGGGACAAACUUUCCGAUUCUGGACGCGCCGCGGGAUGAGCGCUGGUGCAGGUUCAUAGACUGUGAUGAAGAGUAUGAGUCUGGAGUGACCUUUAGGCCCAUCGAGGGGAAUGUCGUGUAUUGGGAGAACUUGCUAGCGGAUGGGAGGGGAGACCAGAGGACGCUGCAUGCUGGAUUACCCGUGGUGAGCGGAGAAAAGAUUGGCAUGAAUAUCUGGACGAGGCAGAUGCCGCUGCCUGCGGAUGUUCGCGGGGAUUGA